UGGAGCUCUCAAUGUGAACCACAUGCAGAGCAGGGAGGCAGGGCAUUGACUGAAGGCUGUCCCACUGAGAAUAGCGAGCGCACAGAGACUCACGCCUGACAUUUCUGCCAGACGGCGCAGGGAGAGAAUCUGAAAGGCAACCUCGUGUGUUUCUGUGUGUGUGCCGGGCUCUGAGGGAGGGAACGAGAGAGAGAGAGAGAGAGAGAGAGAGAGAAAGAGAGACACACACACAAAUACACAGAUCCUUCCAGGAAACCCCAUAUUGCUCUUUGGAAGGAUUGAGGGGAAAAGGCCCCUUUUGAGCAGAAAGGCAGUGGGUUUCGGAUAUUCUCAUAGCGCUAGAAAGGAGAGAAAAGAAUGACAGACAUGGCAAGCACUCUCCUGAGAAGAAACUCCAGCAAGCAAGGUCUGCAGAACCUGCUGAGAGUGACAACCCAGCGGAGCAUCGAGGACGCCGAGGAAAUUGAACGGGAGCGGCGUCGCAGAGCCCGAGAGGCUUUUCGCCAGAACAGCGGCCAGGCGAGCCCAGGGGGAGCCUCUUCGGAAAACGGGCUCCUGGCCGAGGAUAGCCCGUGUGACAGGGAGCUGAAACCUGCCAGUCAGUUGGUGUUAGAGGAGGACGAGGGUUUCAGUGACUGGACCCAGAAGCUGGUUCAGCGCCGGCAACAGUGCCUGGACGAGUUGGAGCAGGCCAGGAAUAACAGCGAGCACGGGCAGAGCAGAAAGGCCGUCCCUGCCAACACGCAGCAGUCCUCUGCGCUGCCAGCCUCCCGGUGGCGGCAGCAGGAGGAGGAAGAGGAGCUGAGGAAGAGCGAGAACAGGAGGAGGAAGAAGGAGCAGGAGGAAGCGGUAAAGAGACAGGAGGAGGUGCAGAGGCAGCAGGAGCGAGAGCCGGAGGCAGCCAGAGCGAGGGAGGAAGAAGAGAGGAGUCUCAUGAGGAAAAGAGAAGAGGAACAAAGUAGAAUUAUGGAAGAAAAGCCGAAAGAGAAGAGGAAAGAGGUGAAGGUUUCCUUCACAUCCAAAGUCUUCCUGCAGCAGGAAGUGAAACAUGUGAACGGUAAUGGAGAUGCAGCUGGCGUGGAAGUGGCAUCACUUGCUAAAACAAAGCGAGUCCCAAGGAGCCAGAGUCAGGCGCAGGAGGCCGACGAGGAGGCCGAGGUCUUCCUGGAGACGGAGCAGAAGCUGGAGAAGAUUCGCCGGAGUCACCAGGAGAAGGAAAGCCAGGAGCUGGAGCUGCUGAGGCAGCGACAGAUGGAGGCAGAGGUGGAGCUGGAGGAGUUGAAGAGGAGGAGGGAGGAACGCCGGCGCCUCCGUGAGGAGGAGGAGCGCCGGAAGGAAGAAGAGGAGCACCAGCGACAGCUGAAAGAAGAGGAGGAGAAGCGACGAAUGAAGGAGGAUAUAGAGAAGAGAAGGAUGGAGGCAGCAGAGAGAAGGAUGAAGACCCUCAGCAUCUCCAGCACCGAAGGGGAUGAACCUUUCUGCCCACUGAGUCCAAAGAGCUCCACGAUGAAGAAUGAGAGUGAAGAGAGGGUGACAGGAGAACAUGUUUGCUCGAUUUCGGGGAGGACAGAGUCCCUGAAUCGCUCCUUGAAGAAAAGUAACAGCGUCAAGAAGACCCAACCCCCAGUGCUCAUCACCAAAAUUGAUGACAGACUGGAGCAGUACAGUCACGCCAUUGAGACCUCCUCCAAGGACUCCAAGGCAUCCAAACAGGCUCUCAUGGACAUCCCAAGCCCCCCGGAGCCCAUAGCCUGCAAGAAAAGCCUUUUCGAAGCCGGGGAGGCCUGGAACCAGAACCCCAACAAAUGCGCACCUUUGAAGGAUGCUGAGGGCCUGAAGGUGGGAGUGGCCGACCUGAUCACCCAAUGGGUGAAGGGUAGCGUGGAUGGCAGCAAUAAGACCUCCCCUUCCAAGUCAAGCGAUAUUAAAGCUGGAGAUGUGCUGCACAAAAAGAACAUGUGGGAGACCAUAGGAGACACCUCCUCUGGCGGAAAACCCGGGCCUGGGGCCAAAACAACGCCUUCCGGAAAACGAUACAAAUUUAUUGUGACAGGCCACGGAAAAUAUGAGAAGGUUCCUGUAAACGAUAUCGAGAACGAUUACGCAAAUGGAAAUUCAGGUGUGCUCUGCCAGGGGGAGUUCUGAAGCGGGGACAAGUGUGCAGUUCUGACCAGACGACGACUUAACUUAUGUUGUUUACUGAUUUGGACUCUGUACCGCUGAUGCUGUUAGCGGGCAUCGUUCGACCACCUCUGGAAGAUUCCAGCGGCAGUAACGUUUCGUGUUUCUGUGCUCUGUGUUUCUGCUGAAGCUUGCGUUAAAAAUGAAACCUUUCAUUCCCACAGAAUCAGAUCUCCAUUACAUUGUUUUCAAUUGGAAUAUAUGUUUAGUGAACACGUUUAGGAGGUUUUGUGUAUAUAUACGUAUGAAUGUAUAAUUACUGUGCAAAUCAAUCCGCUGGUAUUUUUUUUUUUUGGAAAUUUAUAUGUGUCGGGCCAAAUGGAUUUAUACAGGAAUGACUUAUGGUGCCUCCUUUCAAUUUACGUUUGAUUUUUGCAAACUGAAAUAAUCAGUGAACAUCAGAUGGACGUUAACUUUGAAGCAGGGAGUAUAUCUAGUGACAAAAGUGUUGGCUGGAGUUUCAUAUUGUUUCAUUUAUAUACUUGGUCAACAUAUCACUGACAUACAGAUGUCAGCCGGACCCCAUCACUGCCUGCAUUUGGCACAGGAAAAGCCUCGUGAAAGAGCCUGUAACUCAGCCACUUGCUUUUGCCAUGCUUAUGAACCAGUACUAUUUAUACACUGUAAUGGAUAUGCUACCCAGUACAACAUUCACCCCUUACAGCUCCUGAAUGCUGAUCCCAUUGCUGCUGGAGUAUUCUAGGAGUGCUUAUUCAGUGGUUAUACUGGGGCUGUGCAGGGGGCAGCUUCCUCUGGGCUGCAGCGGUCCACACCGAGCAAGCGGUCACAUGCAUAGGAGCGUAAUCUCUGUUUUCAGUGUGCGGGGUUAAUGGAUGUGUGUGCCGAACAGAGACCCACUCUGGCCUCGCAGACUGCAGCCAGAGUAAUUAAGUAUGUAUUAAGUGACGCCUCAUUUUCCCAGAGACCAUAGGUAUCAGCUGUAGAUCCCAUUUAGCGUUUAUAUCAUGAUGCCACUUCUGCUCAAAGCUCCACACUGGAUUUUACCGUAAUCUAAAACAUUUGUAAGCCGUUUAUAUACUGAAUGUUAUGUUGAAUUUAUACAUAUAGUUGAAUUUCAUUUUGCAAUGCUUUGGGAAUGGCUCCAUAUUUGUCCAGAGAUGUACUGACUCUUUACUGAAUAUCAGUCUUGCUCUGUUUGUAUUCUGUUACUUUUUUUCAUACUGUCAUUUAUUGUGUGUUCAUUUUGGUAGACCGACUUGAUAAAGUCCAUUCACAUCUGUUUCUUUCUUGAUAAUAACUUCCUCUGAUGGUCACCAACUUUUAUCAUAAUUACUACACAUCUUUUGACACCAGCUGUUCAAUUUGUACUCUCCUGUUCCCAAAAUAAAACAUCUUAGAUACACCAAA
Messenger RNA from Brienomyrus brachyistius, 3549 nucleotides. It is a transcript of the gene lsp1a, whose product is annotated as lymphocyte specific protein 1 a. Gene Ontology annotation, molecular function: actin binding. The record is from RefSeq and is a predicted model, not a curated record. Gene Ontology annotation, biological process: signal transduction. Bases 358 to 2145 code for a protein of 595 amino acids. The transcript is spliced from 14 exons. NCBI's taxonomy places the organism in Eukaryota, Metazoa, Chordata, Actinopteri, Osteoglossiformes, Mormyridae.